AACGCCAUGGGUGCCGGACCGAGCCGCGAGUCCGAAAGGGAACCUCUUCUGGCUCCAGCUCAUCCCGAGACAAACGCGGCGCCUCAGUACAGCAGGGUGUACGGGAGAAGAUGGCUGGUUUUGACGGUGUUCUCGUUGCUGGGCUUCAUGCAGGGCAUGGUGUGGAACUCCUGGGGUCCUAUCCAGAACUCCGCCAUGCGGGCUUUCGGCUUCACCAAGUCCGACAUCGCCGUCCUGGUGCUGUGGGGUCCAGUGGGUUUCAUACCAUGGCUCCUCUUUAUGUGGCUGAUGGAUAAAAAAGGUCUCCGGGUGUCCCUCCUGCUCUCAGCCUUCUUCAUGCUGCUUGGGGCUGCUUUACGAAGCGUACCAUUAGGGGGACAACCACAAAAGCGAUGGUUGAUACACGGCGGCCAGCUCCUGAACGGUUUAGCCGGCCCAACCAUAAUGAGCGCAGGCCCUCUGCUUUCCACCACCUGGUUCGCCCCCGACCAGAGGGCCACCGCCACCGCCGUGGCCUCGCUCAUCAGCUACCUGGGUGCCGCCACUUCGUUUGUGGUGGGUCCCCUGGUUGUCCCCGCCCCCAACGACACCGAGGUGGUGAACAAGGAAGCGACAUUCUCUGACAGCUACAUCCGAGACAGGAUCCAGCUGGUUAUGUAUGCAGAGUUUGGUGCAAUUGCCGUGCUUUUUGCUGCAGUCCUUCUCUACUUCCCUUCGCGGCCCCCGAUGCCUCCCAGCGUAGCCGCCGCAAGCCAGAGACUGAGCUACAGGAGCAGCAUCUGUAGACUUCUCAGUAAUCUGCGGUUCUUGAUGAUAGCCAUGGCCUAUGCAGUCCCCACUGGAGUGAUCGCUGGUUGGUCUGGAGUGUUGGACAUGAUCCUCACUCCAGCCAAAGUCAGUCAGGUGGAUGCAGGCUGGAUUGGGUUUUGGUCCAUAGUUGGCGGCUGUGUGUUUGGCGUGGCCAUGGCGAGAUUUGCAGACUCCAUCCGAGGGAUGCUGAAGCUCAUCCUGGUGCUGAUGAUGGCUGGAGCUUCGCUGUCUUCCACCUGGUUCACGCUCACCUGUUUGACAAGACUCACUCACCUCCCCUCCACCGCAGCCACGUUGUACACGUCCUGCAUCCUGGUGGGGAUCUUCAUCAACAGCAGCAUUCCCAUCUUCUUUGAGCUCUUCAUCGAGACGGUUUACCCGGUCCCUGAGGGCAUCACCUGUGGAGUGGUCACCUUCCUGGGCAACUUGGUCACUGGCCUGCUGCUCUUCUUCCUCACCUUCUACUGUACUGAGCUGUCAUGGCUGAACUGGUGUUUGACUGGCUCCUGUCUCUUCAGUCUGGGCCUCAUCCUCUUCUUCAGGGAGUCCUACGACCGCCUCUACCUGGACGUCUUUGUCUCCGUCUGACACAAGCAGUGUUUGGGGGGGGGGGGGCAAUCUCUUGAAUAAUAAUCAUUGCAC
Messenger RNA from Lampris incognitus (smalleye Pacific opah), 1452 nucleotides. It is a transcript of the gene slc49a4, whose product is annotated as solute carrier family 49 member 4. The transcript has 9 exons. Lineage: Eukaryota; Metazoa; Chordata; Actinopteri; Lampriformes; Lampridae. Gene Ontology annotation, molecular function: transmembrane transporter activity. Bases 7 to 1398 code for a protein of 463 amino acids. Gene Ontology annotation, biological process: transmembrane transport. The record is from RefSeq and is a predicted model, not a curated record. Gene Ontology annotation, cellular component: intracellular membrane-bounded organelle; membrane.